This is a messenger RNA of Arvicanthis niloticus (Nile rat), 2116 nucleotides long. The record is from RefSeq and is a predicted model, not a curated record. Lineage: Eukaryota; Metazoa; Chordata; Mammalia; Rodentia; Muridae.
CAGAGGCCUAGCGCCCUGCCCCGCCCCGCCCCAGCCUGGUCGGCCCGGCCGGGGGAGGGGUCGCGGCAGCGGCGGCGUCAGCGACACCGAGGCGGUAGGAGCUUCAGGCUCCGGAGCAAGAUGGCGGCGCGGGUACUGCUCGCGCGAGGAGGCCUGCUGCGGCCAGCCGCCCCCGGCAGCUUCCUGCCCGGGCUCCGGAGAGUAACGUCCUCAAGUCACCGAGCUCGGGAAGACAGCUGGCUAAAGUCCUUAUUUGUCAGAAAGGUCGAUCCGAGAAAAGAUGCCCACUCCAACCUCCUAGCCAAAAAGGAGACGAGCAGUCUGUACAAGUUACAGUUUCACAAUGUUAAGCCGGAAUGCCUAGACGCAUACAACAAAAUUUGUCAAGAAGUGUUACCAAAGAUCCAUGAGGACAAGCAGUACCCUUGUACCUUGGUGGGGACGUGGAACACAUGGUACGGCGAGCAGGAUCAAGCCGUCCACCUCUGGAGGUAUGAAGGAGGCUAUCCAGCCCUCACGGAGGUCAUGAAUAAACUCAAAGAAAACCAGGAAUUUGUAAAUUUCCGUAAGGCCAGAAGCGACAUGCUUCUCUCCAGGAGGAAUCAGCUGCUGUUGGAGUUCAGUUUCUGGAAUGAGCCAGUGCCGAGAUCAGGCCCCAAUAUAUACGAACUCAGGUCCUACCAACUCCGACCAGGAACGAUGAUUGAAUGGGGCAAUUACUGGGCCCGGGCCAUUCGCUUUAGACAAGACAGUAAUGAGGCAGUUGGGGGAUUCUUCUCUCAAAUUGGGCAGCUAUAUAUGGUGCACCAUCUUUGGGCUUAUAAAGACCUUCAGACUAGGGAGGACAUACGGAACGCAGCCUGGCACAAGCAUGGCUGGGAGGAACUUGUGUACUAUACGGUCCCACUCAUUCAGGAAAUGGAGUCCAGGAUCAUGAUCCCGCUCAAGACCUCCCCGCUCCAGUGAUGCUUCCGUGUGCCUAUGCGAUUUCUGUGACGAAUACGUGUCAUGAUUUCAUCUCACCCAGUCACCGAGUGGAAAGCAAGCCGAGGUGUAAACUGCUGUACAUAGCUUGUAAGCUCUCUUUUCUUUAAAAUUUAAUAAUCAUGCAACGGGAACCCAGGAGGCUUGAACUACCGGAAGCAGUCUCUGCUCACCAACCGCUCCUUAGCCUCCAGCCCUGGCUCAUUUGAAGCCGGGUGUGGUAGUUUAGCACUCAGGGAGCUGAGGCAGGAGAAUUCCAAUAAGUCCUAGGUCAAUCUUGGGUACAUAUAGUUUCAGACCACCUUGGACCUUGUGAGACCCUGUCUCAAUAACCAAAAUUAAAGUUUGAAUUCUCUCUGAGUAAAAGCCCAGCUAUGAAAAAGAAUCAGCUAUUUCUCGCUAUUAAAAUAAAAAGUCUGUUUUACAAUUACAGAUUUUUACAAAUUUCCUUCCUUCAGGAAGAAAUACAAAUGAAGUCAUGUUUCCUGAGCAGUUUCUCUGAAUCUCAAACUAGGAACAAAUUGAGUGUAUCCAAUGGCUGCGGCUGUGAUUGCUAUGACUUUGUGACUUCUGGUCAGUCAGUCAGCAGGCCGGUUGUGUACCCUGAACUGGAAGGGUGGUCACCGUGCACCUAGCCAGCCAUGCAGGCUCCAGCAGGCACUGUGUCCCAGGGGGGUGGCAUGAACCAGUGCGCCACACGUGAUUUUGAAACAAACACCUCAACUAGCACUAAUUUUAUUUGCAAUAUUUUUCUAUAAAAUAAGUAGCUCUUGGAAAAGAGGUUUUAUUUUCUAAGCCUCCGUCUGUGACCUCUGACCUCUGGUUCUAUUUUGGUAAGCCCCCAGCAAACACUUCCAAGACCUUGUACCAAGGGCAGCACACACUGGGCCUCAGUUGGUGUAAAGCUUCAUAUUCUGUCUGUCUCUGUUUGGUUUUCUUUUUUAAUAUAGUGUGCCAAUUUUGUGACUAUAAUCAUGUGAAAACCCCAUUGAACCGAAGAAUUAUGUCUGCCCCACAAAUUGAUUUGUGUAAAAUAAAGUAUAACUAGAUCUCCUAUCAGAUGUCUAAUUUUUACAUGCGAAUGGUUUUCUUCAAGAACAUAUUAAAGUAAAUAAAGCCCUCUUAAUUUUCA